GUAAAAUAUCAACCUCCACCUUUUUUCCUUUCCAAGUAAAAAACCCAUGAAGCAACCCUAUUAUCUCUCUCCAUCGCUCACAUCUCUGUUCAUAUUCUGAUGGAAAAGACAUCCAUGUCUCUUAGAUUGGAGCAACGAAAUGUGUGUCUCCCCCAAUUGAAAUUUGCAGCAAGGAAGUUAGGGCAUGGAUCUUUUGCGCUCAUCUCCACAUGGAAAUAGAGCCUCUCUCCCCCAAAUUGCAGCAAGGAAGUAAGGUUUCUUUUUGCCAGCCUGGAUUCAAUUCUUUUCAGUUUUCUCAAACCCUCAACCAAGAGGGGAAGGGGUGGUGGAUAUGGAGAAGGAUGAAGCUCCUGUUGUGGUUGCUGCCGUCGCAACUGGUCGAUGUUGUCCAUGAUGUGCCAUGGAGGGAAGGUAAUCUUGAAGAACGAUUAUCUCGCAAAGACAUUGACCAUCCACUCAGCGCAACACAAGGAUGGAAUUGCAGUCUGAAAGUUGUGGUACUGAUGUGGAAACACCAUAAAAACCGUAUGAUUCUCCAACAUAAAGUAUCUUCUAAUUUCAUUUGAGGAUGCGCACAUGGUGUAUAUGGUGCUGAAGGAAGCCUAGGAACAAGCAUCUUUACAAAAGACGUGGAGAAGAUGGUGUCCAAGAAAAGGAAAAGCAGGGAAGUAAACCAUGAUUAGUUCAGAGUGAUGUGAAAGCAGAUUUUCUUUCAACAAUAGGUGGAUUCUUAAGAUAAUAGGUGUACAGCGCAAGAGCUAUGAUAAGGCCUAACAUGGUUGCUGGAAGAUAUAUUUGUACAAUAAGAGGCAUGCACAUACAGCUGUAGUUAAUAUGAGAUUAAAAAGAUUUAAUAAGAUAUUCAAUCCGGUGGCUGAAUGGAAAUUGCAGAACAAAUUUCUGUAAGCUAGCAGCCCAACAGUUUGU
This is a messenger RNA of Triticum aestivum (bread wheat), 927 nucleotides long. RefSeq lists its product as uncharacterized. The record is from RefSeq and is a predicted model, not a curated record. The transcript is spliced from 6 exons. NCBI's taxonomy places the organism in Eukaryota, Viridiplantae, Streptophyta, Magnoliopsida, Poales, Poaceae. Bases 210 to 566 code for a protein of 118 amino acids.